CAGCACUUCACACAACACAUGAGAUGAAACACGAACAACAAUACAAACAUAACAAACCACCAAAUACUUUUUCUCCAUUCCUCCAUACACUUUUUUGUUUGAAGUGGGUGUAGAUGAAAAAGGAGUGAUUCAAAGCCUCCUUUUACCAGGUGAUCAAAGAUUUCAUGAUCAUAGCAUGAAUGCCUUGACUCACGUCUGCUCCAAGCAGUAUUUGAAAGUUAACAAGCCAUUGUUGGCAUCCGCUUGUGAGUACCAUUAACAUAUACAGAACACCUGUCAUGAAUGUUGACAUUCAGCUUAGAGAAUAGGAAACUUUGCAAAAAGUACUGAAACAUGCAAUUGAUCAACACUGUAUGUACAUUCAUUCAUUCGGUGCAUUUUAGGGUCAUUUUUUAAUGUCUCCCAAAAGCCUGUACAGUACUCCUACCAUUUUGAGACAUGUAUUACAGGGUCAAAUAUUGAAAACCUAUAUUACUUGCAGUUUAGGACCACAAACACAAUAAUAAGCAUCACUGAGCAUAGAUAAAACUGUUUUUUUUAAAAAAAGUAAUGUUUUGUCACAAUGCUUGUAAUUAGUGGUGUUUGUGUGCCCCAUAUUGUGGCAACUGAGUCCAAUGUUCGUGCAAUUAAUUUAAAAGCGAUACAUAACUAUGGCAAAAGUGAAGGUAAAUAGUGGGUAGCUAUGUGGCAAAGUUAUUAUUGGGAUGUUGGACAAUGACACUUCCUGCUCCUUUACAGUACGGUACAGUACUGAUGCGCACUGCAUUGUGGGGACACAAAUACGAGCGCCAAAAGGCUAGCCGGUACAACAAAGGAGAGAAAAUAACAAACGGAAUCUUUAAAUGACAAGUUGCUAUGAUGUGAGUUCCAGUGAGCGUUGUCAGGGAUGUAAAUUCGCCGGAAUAACGCUGGGGAUGUAAGACACGUCGCGAGCUGCUUUGUGUCAGCUCGACUGUUUGCCUACUCAGGCCCAGCAGCUCGCAGAGGCCUCGGACUAAAGCUAUCUGACCACUUGCUAGUAGGAUGUGAUGAUAGUUAGAGGGAAAGGACCAGGUUGUAAACUGGGCGCCGCCAUCACGAGUAAUUGAAAGGACAAGUUUUCUCUACAUGUUCAGAAGCUGACUAACAUGGGAGUGAAGACCUUUACCCAUUGCUCGACAUCCCACAGCCAGGAGAUGCUCGAAAAGCUCAACACUUUGCGUAACCAAGGUGACUUGUGUGAUGUUACCAUCAGGGUGCAAGACAAACAUUUCCUGGCACAUAAAGUGGUCCUGGCGUGCUGCAGUGAAUUCUUCCGUUCCAAACUGGUGGGUCGGCCCGAGGAGGAGGACAAGUUUGUCUUGGACCUUCACCACGUGACCGUUAGUGGCUUUGCUCCUCUGCUGGAAUACGCCUACACAUCCACACUCUCCAUCAGCACAGAAAAUAUUAUCGACGUCCUCGCAGCUGCGAGUUACAUGCAGAUGUUUGCUGUAGCAAGCACUUGUUCAGAAUUCAUGAAGUCCAGUAUUCUUUGGAGUCCAAGUAACAACAACAGCAACACGCUUACAGCAGGCAAACCCCUUGAAUCAGCACCUGAGAGUGCCUCUUCAAACUGUGCCCUCACUCCACUUGACGGCAGCGUGUCACCCGUGUCAUCUGACUGUAGUGUGAUGGAGAGAAAUGUCCCCGUUUGCCGCGAAUCACGACGGAAACGAAAGAGUUUUGUAAGCAUGGCUUCGCCUGAGAGUCCCCUCAAAUGCACGACACAGAUGGUCACGACCUCCCCCCAGGUUCCCAAUCCAUCCCCUUCGUUUUCAGACAGCACGGCCCAGCCUGUGGAGUCCUCGCUGGCCUUCCCGUGGACCUUCCCAUUCGGCAUCGAUCGGAGAUUCCACUCGGAUAAAUCAAAGCUCCCAGAGAGCCCCCGGUGCCAAGAGCAGGCAGCAACAGUUACUUCUGAGGUGGUGGUCGGUCGGCGACUCAGUGACUUUUUGUCAUGUGAAAGCUCCAAGGCAGUGUCACCACCCGUGCCAACUGAGGAAGAAGAUGUGAGGGUGAAAGUGGAACGGCUCAGUGACGAGGAGGUCCAGGAGGCAUCCUCCCACCCUGUCAGCGCCUCCCAGAGCUCACUCAAUGAUCAACAGACGGUUCCAGGAAGUGAGCAGGGUCAGGAGGAUCUCCUCAUCAGUCCACAGUCAUCAUCCAUAGGAUCAAUGGAUGAGGGAGUGUCAGAGGGCUUGCCGUCAAUUCAGAGUACCGCUAAUGCUGGAGGACAUGCGGAGGAUGAUGAAAGAUUAGAAGGUAUUCAAUAUCCAUACCACCUCUAUAUUGGCCCAUCAGCCCGGCCCGGCACCAAUGGCCCUGACAGGCCCUUUCAGUGUCCAACCUGUGGAGUUCGAUUCACACGCAUUCAAAACCUGAAGCAGCACAUGCUCAUACACUCCGGCAUUAAGCCUUUCCAGUGUGACCGCUGUGGGAAAAAGUUCACACGGGCCUACUCUCUAAAGAUGCAUCGGCUGAAGCACGAAGGUAAACGCUGUUUCCGGUGCCAGAUUUGUAGUGCCACAUUCACGUCCUUCGGUGAAUAUAAGCACCACAUGAGGGUCUCCCGACACAUAAUCCGCAAGCCGCGGAUUUAUGAGUGCAAAACGUGUGGCGCCAUGUUCACCAACUCUGGCAAUUUAAUUGUACACCUGAGGAGUCUGAACCAUGAGGCAUCUGAACUAGCAAACUACUUCCAGAGCAGUAGUGAUUUCCUCGUGCCCGACUACCUGAGCCAUGUGCAGGAGGAGGAGGAGGAGGUGCUCGGAGUCCAAUAUGAAUUGGAAGAAUCCCAACAUCACCCUGUCUAUGCGGGCAACACCUCCACAUCCACAACCAUUCCCGCCUCGUCCUCCUCCUCAGUUCAGUUGGCUGUCAUCUCCCAGGUCUCCUCCUUGACCCAGAAUUGUGAGAGCUCACCUGGCUUCCUUUCACCCGAUUCCAUGGAUCCCCUGGAAGCUCGCGUCUCCUUCAAGAAGCAUGCAGGCGGCACCUCUGCCCUGGCAGAGGAGACCAAGAAGGACAACAGAGAAGGAGGCGGUUCACCCGUCGCGUUUGACCAAGUGCACCAUCGAAGGCCCAAUAUCCAGGCCCAGGAGUUGGCUUCUAUCACCAUUGAGUGAUGCAAGUCUUCUUCUUGCCCAUGUUGUGCUACUUUGCAGUGAUAACAUCUGGGAAAAUCUGAGGAAUAUUGAUGCCCAAAGAGCUCAAGUGGACUUCACAUUUCCAUUGACAGAAUCACGGCGAGUUUUAUCAAGACUUUGGUUAUCCCGGUGAUGGCUUUCCACCAUAAAAUGAGUCAUGUGCGUGUGUGUUUUUAACAAGGGUUAUUCAUCCCGUUUGACGUGAAUGCACUGCCACUGGAGGUAUGUGAAAUUCUAGCCUUGUCCUUUUGAAAAGUGCCUGAGAAUAGAUGAAGAGCACUUGUUUGCCAACAAUAGCAACUUAAGGCUUUACAAGCUGAGCUUUUUUUUUUUUUUCUCUUAGGAUGAUGUUAAUGUGUAUGGGCACACACCUGUCUCUUUCGGUCUUGUCACAACAUGUCAGUAUCGUCUCUUGCAAUAUCUCUUAGUGUAGAUUCCCGUCUGCAGUACAUGUCAACUGUUGUAGAAC
Molecule: messenger RNA, 3636 nt
Organism: Hippocampus comes (tiger tail seahorse)
Lineage: Eukaryota; Metazoa; Chordata; Actinopteri; Syngnathiformes; Syngnathidae
Gene: zbtb44
Product: zinc finger and BTB domain containing 44
Exons: 7
Coding region: 1128-3146 (672 amino acids)
Biological process (GO): regulation of transcription by RNA polymerase II
Molecular function (GO): protein binding; RNA polymerase II cis-regulatory region sequence-specific DNA binding; DNA-binding transcription factor activity, RNA polymerase II-specific
Source: RefSeq, a predicted model, not a curated record